GAGUCCAGGCUGGCGCUGCAAUCUGUCUGACAAACAGCCACUGCACAACUUGUCAACUCUUUUCUUGUCUAACUGCAGAAAUCGGAUUCGGUAGGCUUAUGGUUAUUUACAACUCUCUACUCUGGCAUCUUGUAUAAUUAUCAUCCUGGAGAAAGAGGGAGUCAGGUGAUACUGAAACAGCACAACGUGUCUGUGGAGUCUUAUUCCCUUUGGUCUCCUCUCCUUUCCUGGUAUUCAGUGUGUCGGAUCAAAAGCGUGGACUCAUUAAUGCUGCAGAAUGGCCAAGGGAAAGAAAACCAAACAGGCUAAAGGUAAGACAAUCACCUUGAAAAUGGCUCAGAACUGCGUGGAGUUGGCGCUGGACGGGAAACGCAGUCUGAACCUCAGUUUCAAGGAGAUCUCCGCCGUGCCAAAGUGCAUCCAGAAGCUUUGUGGCAUGAAUGAACUGGACCUGAGCAGGAACAUGAUCAGAAAGGUCCCGGACUUUAUUGAACAAUUCAUCAGCAUCUGUGUUUUGGAUCUGCACAGCAACUAUCUGGAGGAGAUCCCUGCAACUAUCGGCCGUCUCCAGAACCUGAUGCUCUUGAACCUGUGUAACAACCGCCUGACGAGCCUUCCCAGCGAGAUCGGCCUGCUGAAGAAACUCCACACGCUCAACCUCGGUCUCAACCAGCUGGAUGCUCUCCCCGCCUCCAUUGGUGCACUGAAAGAGCUCCGCCACAUCGGCCUCUCUGACAACCGAUUCACCCGCGUCCCCGGCUGCCUCGCAAGGCUGAACAAGCUGGAGAGGGUCAACCUGGACAGGAACCCCAUCAUCUCUGAGCAGUCACCCAGCCACGAGUCAAUCGCGAUAACAGAGAGGCUUUACCUGGUCAAGGAGAGCUUCCUGUGUGGGGACUGCCUGAAUAGGUGCCAGACUGAGAGGAAGAAGCUGGAGGAUGUUGAGCCCUAAUUACUGAGUAUACCCAACUUUUGUGACCCAGGAAGGCAGAGAGAUGUAGAGAUUGGUUUUAACGUGCACUACAGCACCAUCUGCUGUUUUAACAGUAACGAGCCUAAUUAAACAUCCACUAGAUUACAUGAUGCACUAACAUUGUUACAAACUGAUUUUUGUAUAGCUGGUAUCAAUAGACCUUUUUUACAGCAGCCAUUUUUACAUUAAAGUGUAGGGUAAACACAGGUUACCAAUGACACU
Molecule: messenger RNA, 1195 nt
Organism: Morone saxatilis (striped sea-bass)
Lineage: Eukaryota; Metazoa; Chordata; Actinopteri; Moronidae
Gene: lrrc18b
Product: leucine rich repeat containing 18b
Exons: 3
Coding region: 278-952 (224 amino acids)
Molecular function (GO): protein binding
Source: RefSeq, a predicted model, not a curated record